AUGGUUAGCGUGCCUGGCUUCCAUGCUCUAGGAAUGUUACCCGAUAAUAGGCAUGAUGGUGGCUAUGGAGCCAAUGAUAAUGAUGCAGAUCUAACAUCCAAUGUAACCACCAAUACAUCCACAAAUGGGAAGAGGAAGUUUAGCAGUUCUUCAAACCAUGAUGAGGAUUCACUUCCCCACGCUUGGAAUCCAAAGCUUAAAAAAAGGAAAGAUGGAGAGCUGGUCAAAUGUUUAAUAUGUUUCAAGCAAUGUGAAAGUCCUUCCCUCCUUAGAGAGCAUUCAAAACUUCACAUGAGUGUUCAAGAAAUCACAAGUAAACAAAGAUCAACUGAUGACAGACCAACUGAAAGUGCAACAACAUCCACUGAAGCAAAUUUAAGACCAAUACCAGAAAUGAAAGGAGCGUCCAAGAGGAAAAUUGGCCCAACUAACGAUACAUAUGGGGCAGGUGGAUCUGACACAAAGAGGAGAUGUGGACCAGAUGGCAAUCAGAAGGGUACAAACAGCAAAAAUGGGAAAGCAACAAAAUACAAAGAGCAACAAAGAGACAGAGAGGUUGUCUGUGCUAGGUGGAAGGAAGAUGUGUAUCUUGGGGUAAAGGAAAGAGACACGAUUUAUUACUGCAAGGAGCCCCUUGCACAAAUUGAUAAAUUCAACGACCUCCUUGCAAUUUCGAACAAAAUGCGAAUCAUCAAUCGUUGCGACUUUGCCAAAGUUGGAGAGGAAAUAAGCCCAAACAAUUAUUUCGUUGUGCAAGAUGGAUAUCUCACCGCACCAAAACAUAGUGCCAUAAUUAUAAUUAAACAAAGCCAAGAACAAGUUAUAUCUUGCCUUUCUUCCCAUGUAGCAAAGUUUUGAAAUGUUAGCCCUCAGUCCUUUGGUUUCACGAAUAGGUCCGGUCCUAAAGUUUCUCUUCAUGCUUGACAAAAUAUAAAUGAUAUAUAAAAGGCAGAUGUUUAACAAACAUAAUGAAUUGAUACGCUGUAUGUCAGAAUGAUAUGAAACCCGACAAGCAAUCCAUGCGCGCUGUGCUGAUACCAGAAAUUGAAAGGCAAAUACAUACCAAUAAAACACACCUGCAAACAAUCAUAGAAAUAUAUAAUUUAGGCAGUCAUAUUGCUGCUCUUAAAAAUUUGUAUAGCGAUUAAAAGACUAAGCGAUUAUCCAAUUUUUAAAUAGUUGGAUUUGUGAGUUGAAUAUAAAUAAUUCAGUACUUGUCUAUUAUUGCUAUCGGUUAUAUUAUUCAUUCACCCAUGGCUUGGGCUUUUAAAGUGAUGUGCAUUAAAGAAUGGUGAUAUGUAAAUAAAACUGUCCAUGUUUAUCUGUCAAAGAUGACUGGUACAUAAUAUAACGAUUAUACAGAAUAUAAGUUCGAAGCAUUGUGAAACUCAAAUGGAAUUGUUUAUUACCAUCUUAGUCACCGUUUUUAAGCAAACUAGUUAUUUUACUGAUGCACAUUUAAUAAUAUUUUAAUCCAGUAAGUGUCCAUAGACACUUUUGAAAGCAGCAAUUCUUGUUUCAUGUGUUAGUUUCGCAGUG
Messenger RNA from Owenia fusiformis, 1539 nucleotides. The record is from the annotation of a GenBank genome assembly. Lineage: Eukaryota; Metazoa; Annelida; Polychaeta; Sabellida; Oweniidae.